UGUGUCCAUUGAGGCUCGUCAUGUCCUCGGGGUCCUCAGUGAGUCUGGGGGAGCUGCCCAUGGAGAGCUGGAUGUCUCACCUGCCCAGCGCCCUGUGGGACACGCCCCUGUGCCACCUGGCCAUCCCAGGCAGCCAUAAUGCCAUAACCUACUGUCUGGAUAUGGAUGACGGGUCCCCGGUGGACCUCACCCAGCCAGACCUGCUUCAGAAGAUGGACAGAUACAUGAAGCCUUUCAUUCGCCCCUUUGUGUACAAGUGGGCGAUCACCCAGGAGUACACUAUCAAGCAGCAGCUGGACUCGGGGGUCAGAUAUUGUGACCUGAGGAUUGCACAGCGGCCCAACGACAGCUCCACCGAGCUGUACUUUUACCACGGAGUCUACAGCACGCUCAGUGUGGAGAGCGUUCUCGUGGAGAUACGAGAGUGGCUGGACGCUCGUCCCAGAGAGGUGGUCAUCCUCUCCUUCAGCCACUUCCUGGGCCUGAGCCAGGACCUCCACCUGCUGCUGCUCGCCACCAUACGGGACGUCUUCACCUCCAGACUCUGCCCGAAGACGGAGGCGUUGACCCUCAGAGACCUGUGGUCUUCGGGCCACAGCGUGGUCGUGUCCUACGAACACGACCUCUCCAGCUGCCACGCUGACCUCUGGCCUCACAUCCCGUACUGGUGGGCCAACAAGUGCAAAGCCGAGGCUCUCAUCGAGGAGUUUGAACACAGGAAGCAGCACGGCAGGCCGGGAGGUUUCUUCGUCACAGGAAUCAACCUGACGGGGGACCUGAAGUACAUCUGCACCCACCCGACCGAGUCCCUGAAGGACUUGGUGACGUCCACGUACCCGGCGCUGCUGAGCUGGGUCAAGGAGCAGACCCCCGGCUCCCGGCUCGGCUCGCUCAACAUCAUCGCCGGGGACUUCGUCGGCGAGAGCCAGUUCGUGGCCGCCGUCGUCACGCUGAACGAGAAACUACUGCAGCGCUCCUCGUGAAUCACAGCAUGAGCUUGUUUUGAGACGCCGUUAAAGUACUUGAAUUAUUCGUUUGGAUAUUAUAAAUGCACUUAUCUGGAGGCGGUUAAACGUACAUUUCAUUCUUUGAGAACUGUAUUUGGACCUGCACUGUUUACAUUUAGUUCACUAGUUAUGCAACGUACUGUAUUGGUUUAUGUUCUGGUGACCAGCAAUAAUAACACAACUAAUCUCACCUGACACUCUGGAAGAGGAAGCACAAGCGACGAAGGAGCACAUACGAUUGUACUAUACACACUUUUAUAAGAAGGACAUGUCAAGUUUCACCUAUACACACGUAUUUAUCCAUAGAGAAUGUAGACAACACAUCAAACUUAUGCAAAAAUGCAUGGACAUUUUAUUUGCAUGAACCCAACCGCGACUGUUUUCCUUAUGAUAGUGACUUGAGCCAACAGGUGAGACCUUGUUUCAGAACAGUGCUGCACCGCUGUGCCUGUGGAGGUGAUGCUUUUACAAUAAACAUGAGCAUUUCUAAGCAACGCG
Molecule: messenger RNA, 1505 nt
Organism: Cyclopterus lumpus (lumpfish)
Lineage: Eukaryota; Metazoa; Chordata; Actinopteri; Perciformes; Cyclopteridae
Gene: plcxd1.1
Product: phosphatidylinositol-specific phospholipase C, X domain containing 1
Exons: 6
Coding region: 21-983 (320 amino acids)
Biological process (GO): lipid metabolic process
Molecular function (GO): phosphoric diester hydrolase activity
Source: RefSeq, a predicted model, not a curated record